Messenger RNA from Australozyma saopauloensis, 1221 nucleotides. RefSeq lists its product as uncharacterized. Gene Ontology annotation, molecular function: (S)-2-hydroxyglutarate dehydrogenase activity. The transcript has a single exon. NCBI's taxonomy places the organism in Eukaryota, Fungi, Ascomycota, Pichiomycetes, Serinales, Metschnikowiaceae. The record is from RefSeq and is a predicted model, not a curated record. The coding region runs from base 1 to 1221 and encodes 406 amino acids.
AUGACUCACUGGAUUCUCAGAUCAGUACUCAGUAAAAGAGCCUUUGCAGUAUCUGCCAGGCAAUACUCAGACUUUUCGCAUGUGGUCAUCGGCGGUGGUGCGGUAGGCACGGCAAUUGCAAGCGAGUUACAACAAACAGACUCGAACAAUGUUGCAUUGAUAGAACAACAUGAAAUGCUCGGAAUGGAGACAACGAGCAGAAACUCGGAGGUUAUACACGCGGGGCUCUACUAUCCUGCUGACUCGUUGAAAGCCAAAUUGUGUAUUAGAGGAAAGGACUUGAUAUACUCUCGGUUGGAUCCUUUGGUUGUGCCCUACCAAAAGUGUGGUAAAUGGGUGGUUGCUCAAACAGAGGAAGAGUCGCAAUACUUGGAGAAGCUCAUGGAUACUGCGAAAGCUUUGGAUGUGCCAGUAAAUUAUAUUUCGAAAGAUGCGGCAAACAAAGUCCAUCCACUUAUUAGAGCUGAACAUGGUGCUGUAGAGUCUCCCACCACUGGAAUUAUAUCUGCUCACGAAUUGGUCCUUUAUUACAAUGCCGGGUUCGAGAAUGCUGGCGGAACUCUUGCACUCCAUACAAAAGUGACUGAUAUUGAGUACGAGCAACCUCUAAAUCGAUAUGUGGUCCAUUGCAAAGAAGGCACCACCGGCGAAGAGUUCACCUUCACAACAGACAAUCUCAUCAAUUCGGCAGGAUUGCAUGCGCCCAGAAUUUCUAACAUGCUUUUGCCGGAGGAAAGAAGGGUUAAUAGUUAUUUCGCCAAGGGAAGUUACUUCUCAUUUGCCCCUGAAACUCCGAUUCCGACAAGAAAAAUCACUUCCAAGCUCAUUUAUCCUUGUCCUAAGGCCAAUGCGUCGGGAUUAGGCACACAUCUUACCUUCGACCUUGGCGGCCAGAUUAGAUUCGGUCCAGACCUUGAAUGGCUCACAGAAACAGAGGCCGAAGCUCUUAACUACGAUGUCAGUAGUAAGAGCUUGGAGCCCGCUCUUGAAGCAAUCAGAAGCUAUUUUCCCCAGGUCGAAUUGGGGGAUCUCCAGCCAUCAUACUCAGGAAUAAGACCAAAGCUUGUAUCCCAGGAGGAUAACAAGAAAAAGUUUCUGGACUUCUACAUUCGCAAGGAAGAUGGAUUUCCAGGAUUUGUGAAUCUCCUCGCAAUUGAAAGUCCAGGUUUGACCGCUUCCUAUGCAAUCGCUGAAUACGUCAAAGAUCUUUACUAUUCAUAG